AUGGAGGUGGUAGAGACCAGGCCUGCAGGGGAUGGCACUUUCCAGAAGUGGGCAUCUGUGGUGGUCUCUUCCGGGGAAGAACAGAGAUACACAUGUCAUGUGAAUCAUAAGGGGCUGCCUGAAGUCAUCACCCUGAGAUGGGAGCCUCCUGAACCCACCAUUCCCAUCAUGGCUAUUGUUAUUGCUGUGGUUCUUGGAACUCUGCUUAUGGGAGCAGUGACAACUUUUCUGAUAUGGAAGAAGAGGACUAGAGGGCCUAGAACAUGGUGAUUUGCCUGGCAGAUCCUCU
This is a messenger RNA of Mastomys coucha (southern multimammate mouse), 289 nucleotides long. RefSeq names its product saoe class I histocompatibility antigen, A alpha chain-like. The coding region runs from base 1 to 270 and encodes 89 amino acids. The transcript has 3 exons. Gene Ontology annotation, biological process: antigen processing and presentation of endogenous peptide antigen via MHC class I via ER pathway, TAP-independent; positive regulation of T cell mediated cytotoxicity; antigen processing and presentation of endogenous peptide antigen via MHC class Ib. The record is from RefSeq and is a predicted model, not a curated record. Gene Ontology annotation, molecular function: peptide antigen binding; signaling receptor binding. Gene Ontology annotation, cellular component: external side of plasma membrane. NCBI's taxonomy places the organism in Eukaryota, Metazoa, Chordata, Mammalia, Rodentia, Muridae.